Anisakis simplex (herring worm) is the source of this 924-nucleotide messenger RNA. NCBI's taxonomy places the organism in Eukaryota, Metazoa, Nematoda, Chromadorea, Rhabditida, Anisakidae. The record is from the annotation of a GenBank genome assembly.
AUGUAUAAUUUGUUGUUGGUCGUAUGUUUAUCACAAGUAAUUGUUCAUGUUCAUUGCGAAGAAAAUGAACAGCCAACGACGAAGUUACAAGGACAAAUAUGUGCUUAUGGUGAUAUUGAUCGAGAUCUGAACACCGAUCUGAUCGUUCAGGAUGGAAACGUUCUGAAAGUUUAUCUUCAGGCAUAUGAAUUCAACGAAACAUUUUUCGAUCAACUUUCAAUAAUGGAUAUUAAUGGGGAUGGUUCAAGUGACCUGAUUGGUUUCUUGGCGAAUGGAACAUUCUUUUGUCGACUUGGUUCGGCAGCAAAUGAUUUUUUACCGUGCGAAAAAUCAUUCAGAGGAUUCAAUGCAAAGCCAUAUGAAGGAUUCCUGCAUGGAUUCGUAGAUAUAACUGGUGAUUUGAGUGCCGAAGUGAUAUUCGGUACUAAGGAUAAGAACGAUCGAUUAAAAUUGCAAGCUUGGCAAAGGAUAUCAAAUGAUGAUUGGAAAUAUGUACCUAGCUUGAUAGGCGAUUUACCGGUUGAAUCAGGCAAAUAUUAUGGGGCUGCGUUAUUCGCGGAUUUUGAUGCGGAUGGGUUGGUGGAUAUCGGUAUACCGUGGUGUGCAGAUGCUAGCUGUACCAAAAUUGACGGUAUCAAGAUGUGGAAUGGACGUAUCGGCACUUGGCAGCAUUUAUCGGUCACUGGACUUGAGGGAUCCGAAUUAGUCUCGAAUAAAGGUGAGGGCAAUGUUGUUUUCCGAGUUGGUGAUUUUUCAUUAGACGGCUAUCCGGAUAUGAUUGCGUUGGUUCGAGAAAAGACACAAAAUCCGAUGAUUCUCGAGAAUGUUCCGUGCACUGAUUGUAUAUCAAAUGUGUCGAGGUCAGUCAUCACAUUCGGUUUUAUUCUCAUUCGUAUCCAGCCUUCACUUUUUACUCGUAGCUGA